Messenger RNA from Talaromyces proteolyticus, 1812 nucleotides. RefSeq names its product putative cytochrome P450. Bases 102 to 1580 code for a protein of 492 amino acids. The transcript is spliced from 7 exons. The record is from RefSeq and is a predicted model, not a curated record. Gene Ontology annotation, molecular function: heme binding; iron ion binding; monooxygenase activity. NCBI's taxonomy places the organism in Eukaryota, Fungi, Ascomycota, Eurotiomycetes, Eurotiales, Trichocomaceae.
AGGGUAUAUCACUUAGCCUCGUUUUUCUACACGAGUCCCUUCUCUUUUCUCUUGGUAUUGUCAUAACGGAAGUUGUCAAUAAUCUGCACAGCAAGCCCAACAUGAUAAGAUCUACAAUAGAGAUACUGAAAAACGCGUCGCCGACGGCCAUUUCCAUCGCUGGCGCGGUCGUGUUCCUCGCAUUGAACUUGGUUAUCCGUGCAUAUUUGAAUCCCUUGUCAGGCUAUCCAGGGCCAUGGAUUUCAAAGUACACCGGUCUCUAUGAGAAAUACCAAUUCUUAUCAGGGAACAAACCUCGAUAUGUGCACCGUCUGCAUAAAAAAUAUGGCCCUAUCGUUCGAGUCAGUCCAACCGAGCUUGCCAUCUCCGACGCCAGUGCGGCCAAGGAGAUCCAUCGAGUUGGUGGGCGAUUUCUCAAGUCGGAAUUCUACGAUAACAUCGGGCAUCGCGGCGGAAAGACUCUCUUUAACACGACUGAUCCUCAUCGUCAUGCGAUUCGUCGGAAGCUUUUAUCAGCCGGCAUGACUCGUAACAAUCUAGCCCAGUUGGAGCCUGACGUUAUGAAGCGUGUUCGGUUGGCCAUACAGCGAAUGGCUGAGGAGAAAAAGAACCGUGGGGUUAUUGAUGUAUUCAAAUGGUGGACUUUUAUGGCCUCCGAUGUGAUUGCUGAAUUGAGUUUCGGAGAGUCUUUCAAGACGUUGGAACAAGGUCAAGAAACGCAAUUUGUGAAGGCCCUUCAAAAUCAGUCAUUUUUCAUGGCCAUCCGAACAACGUUUCCGACGCUAUUACCAUAUGCCCAACUCAUCCCUUUGCCAAUUUUCAAGGAGGUUCAAGCUGGGGGGCAACGUAUAUUCAUGCAUGCCCGACAGGCAAUUGGCCGAUACAAGACCAUGCUCGAGAGCGGUGUAAGCACUAGAAAAACAUUGUUUACCAACAUUCUCAAGGGGGGACCUGACGGUCUCACUGAACUUGAGAUCAUACAAGAAGCAUGCGGUUACAUCGUUGCCGGCAGUGACACGACUGCAAUUACAUUGACUUAUCUUGUCUGGUCUGUUUGUAAGAAUCCGUCGAUCAGAGAUAAGUUGGUGGAGGAGGUGAAAGCAUUACCGGAAGAUUUCUCGGAAGAACACGUUCGCGACCUUCCAUAUCUAAACCAGGUCAUUAAUGAGGCCCUGCGAAUCCAUUCAGCCGUGCCAAGCGCUUUGCCUCGUAAAGUCCCACCCGAAGGUGCCAAAUUAGCUGGAUACCAGAUUCCAGGAGGCACGACGGUAUCAACCCAGGCAUAUACUCUUCAUCGUGACCCUGACCUCUUUCCUAUCGCUGAAAGCUUCAAUCCUGCUCGGUGGGAGAACCCAACCAAAGACAUGAAACAUGGAUUCAUGCCAUUUGGGGGUGGUAGUCGCAUCUGUAUCGGCAUGCAUCUCGCCUGGAUGGAAUUACUCCUAGGAGCCACAUUAUUCUUCCGCACGUUUCCAAAUGCAAAAGUAUCGAUUCGAGAGGGAAUGUGCGAUGAAGACAUGGUAAUGAAUAUGUAUCUACUUGUAUCGCCAGUGGCGCGCCGUUGUCUCAUUGAGGCAUAGCUAUUCCGGAACCCAGUCUCUUCAACUUAAACAAUUUGGUACGAAAAUUUCGUCGUGAGCAUUGGUGGAAUUCUUUACAACAGCAACCGGGUGGAUAAUUUUGUUAUAUCAUACCAAAUUUGUUAAUCAGAUAGAUUCGGUUAUUAGAAGGUAGCCAUUAUAUGAAGAUAGUGGCUUUCUUUUAAUAAUUGCUUAAAAGUUGAUAAAUGAUUCACACAUACUUGAAUAGAAG